AUGUCUGCACUACAAAGAGCUAUGGAUGCUAUAGAUUGCUUUGAUGGUUCAAGCAAAUUACAGCUUGAUCAAUUUUUUUGUUCUUGUACAUAUGCCUUUAAAGUUGUUAAAUUAAGUGAUCAUGAUGCAUUAUUAGACUACAUUCUAUAUAUAAAAAUUAAAGGAAAGGCCAUGCAGGCAAUUCAGUAUAGAAAAUUUGAAAGCUUUGACGAGCUUAAAGCUGCUUUAGAAGAACUUUAUUUAGAUAAUAGGUCUGUUUCUUCUCUUCAAAUUGAGUUCAAUCAAUCUAGGCAGGGUUUCAAUGAAAGUGCUAGGGAUUUCGGUUUACGGUUACAAGAUAUUUUAAGGGAGUUGAUCGAUGCAACUAUAAAACAAAUUGAAAUACCAGAUUCCAAUGUUUAUUGCUCAAAAUUACUUAAUUAUCAAGCGUUACAUAUUUUUCAAGAGGGCCUACAUAAUGAUUUAAAAUUUUUAAUAAAGGCUAAACAACUAAAGACGUUAGAAUUAGCAAUUUCGGCAGCCGUUGAGGAAGAAAAGUUAUUAAAUUCGUCCAAAAACUUCAAAUCAAAUUUUAAAAAGCCUAAUAACUAUUCCUUUCGUCCCACAUCCCAUAUUAAAUCUAUUCCGACAACAUGCAAUUACUGUAAAAAGUUAGGGCAUAGCAUUUCUGAUUGUAGGAAGCGUAUCCAUAAUGAACAAUCUAAAUCGAAAGUUAAUAUCGUAGACAGGGCUAUCGAUAAAAGUGGACCUAGUACUAGUAAAGUUUUCCCAGACACAAACGAAAAUUCUUCUGGCCUCGUAAGUGAACUAAAACUUACUCACCUUUCUUGCAUUAAUAAUUCCAAACAGAAUCUAGCUUUUGUAAAUAUCGAAUGUUUGAGUACAAUAACAGAUCGUAUAAACUUGUUAGUAGACACGGGAGCAGAAGUGAGUCUUAUCAAACUUUCAGUUUUACAAAAUGAUUUAAGAAUUGAUCACACAAAUGAGGAUAAGCUCAAAUUAUGUGGUAUAUCUGGAAAUAGUGUGAAUGCAAUAGGUAGGAUUAUUAUAAAAUUUAGAUUAGGCGAUAGAAUUAUAAGUCAUAGCUUUUACGUAGUCGAUAAUACAGUGCCCAUUAGAGGUGAGGGUAUUUUAGGAUUAGAUUUCUUGAAAGAAUUCAAUGGAAAUAUAAAUAUUAAAGAAUCUUUAGUUAAUUUCAAUAGGGUUUCUUUGCCUUUAAAUUUUGCAAAUACUCUAAUUAGUUUAAAUCCACGCACUGAAUCUGUAGUGCAGGUGUCUACAUUUACUAAUGAUACAGAAAUUAUAGAGAAAACAGAAUUGAAAAGUGGCGUUUUUAUCAGUAAUACCUUAGUAUCUCCCCAUAAUUUUAAAUGCUUUGUAAAUAUUGUUAAUACAAAUGAAUAUGAAAUUAGAUAA
Ctenocephalides felis (cat flea) is the source of this 1416-nucleotide messenger RNA. RefSeq lists its product as uncharacterized. Gene Ontology annotation, molecular function: aspartic-type endopeptidase activity; nucleic acid binding; zinc ion binding. The transcript has a single exon. NCBI's taxonomy places the organism in Eukaryota, Metazoa, Arthropoda, Insecta, Siphonaptera, Pulicidae. The record is from RefSeq and is a predicted model, not a curated record. Gene Ontology annotation, biological process: proteolysis. Bases 1 to 1416 code for a protein of 471 amino acids.